Lachancea sp. 'fantastica' is the source of this 333-nucleotide messenger RNA. NCBI's taxonomy places the organism in Eukaryota, Fungi, Ascomycota, Saccharomycetes, Saccharomycetales, Saccharomycetaceae. The record is from the annotation of a GenBank genome assembly.
AUGCCAGCCCCAUACAAGAAAGGAUCCGAGAAGAAAGGUGCUACCCUUUUCAAAACCAGAUGCAUGCAAUGCCACACCAUCGAACAAGGUGGACCUAACAAGGUUGGACCUAAUUUGCACGGAAUUUUCGGUCGUCGCUCCGGUAAGGCUGAAGGUUACUCUUACACUGAAGCUAACAUCAAGAAAGAUGUGGAAUGGAACGAACAGACCAUGUCUGACUACUUGGAAAACCCAAAGAAAUACAUCCCAGGAACCAAAAUGGCUUUCGGUGGUCUAAAGAAAGAAAAGGACAGAAACGAUAUUGUCACUUACAUGGUUAAAGCUGCCAAAUAA